Messenger RNA from Scutellospora calospora, 472 nucleotides. Lineage: Eukaryota; Fungi; Glomeromycota; Glomeromycetes; Diversisporales; Gigasporaceae. The record is from the annotation of a GenBank genome assembly.
AUGGUGAAAGAAUGUUCAUAUUCAUCAUUAUUAACUUCUCUAAUUCAAAAUAUUGUCAAAAACUAUUUUGAAGACUCAUUACCAUUUUCAAUAGAACUUGUAAAUGCUGUGAUUCAUCAACGUAGAUUCAUAGAUGAUAUGGUUUUUAAUCAAUCUGUUAAUGAAUAUGCAAAUCAAUCAAAAGCGAUUAAUCGAUAUAAAAAAUUCCUUAUAUUAAUUAAAAGUAAUAGAAAAAAUUUAGUUCCAACAAAAGAUAUAGAUCUUUGUUGGCAUACACAUAUGCUCUACGCUCCUCAUUAUCGUUGUUUUACAAAAAAAUACUUGGGUAAAAUUAUGAAUUAUGAUAAUAAAAUAUCUGAAUCAAUUCUAUCUGAAAACUUUGAUGAAACAUCUAAUAUUUGGCGUGAAAAAUUCAAUGAAUCAUAUGAUGAUAAUACUCCUAUUAAAAUUCAAAGUAGGAAUUGGUAUCAAU